AUGGGAAAGCCGGAGUACGAGGGAAGGACGGGCCGCGGAUCAAUUAUCCGUAUAGCCACACAAACGUCACCGGCCCAAGUCAUACCACAACAACCGGCAUUCUACCCUCCGCAAACGCUGACGCCGACACAGGCCCAGAUGGAGGCAACAUACGCCGCUAUCGCGGCUUUGAACUUGGCCUCCCCACAGCGUGGGCCCACACCGCCCAACGGCGGUGGUGGUGGCUAUGGCCAGGCCCGGAAUCAGGGCAACUUUGGCUAUAGCCAGGGCAAUGGCGGUGGAGGACCAAAAGGUAAUUUCUCCAAAGACCAAAACGCCAGCUUCACCGGAAGCCAAGGCGGCUACGGAGGAAAAAACCGAAGCCCGGGGAGUGGCGAGGGCCAAACCGGCCAACGUCAAACAUUAACCCCCGAACAGGCCCAUAAACAAGAAGACAUGUACAUCGACCGAGUCGAGCGCAUGUUCGAACGAUGGGCCAAAGACGGAAUAAUUACUUGCAGCCACUGCCUGUGGGGAAACCAUACAACCAAAGGCUGUGGCUAUGCAAACAGGCCAUACGGCGAAAAUCCAAACCGAAAGUGGUACUUGGAUUGGCGGGGCCGUUACACAAAGGGCUACCCUACCGGGUCAGCAAACCCUAACCUCUUCGGCUUAGUGCCACCCAAACAACCCAGACCACAACGUGGUAAUGGGGGGAAUGGCAGCCGAAGACAGUCCACCGGCUCAAGAAAUGGGUCUGGUGGCGGCAAUCGCCAGAAUGGUCCAAAACAGGGAUACCAAACGCCAGCCAAUGAAAGGCUAGCGCUACCACCCAUACCGGACCAGCUGGUGAAGCCAAAUGGCAACGGCGGUGGCCCUAACCGGGCCAGCCCCACCACGGGAAACGCUUAA
Paramacrobiotus metropolitanus is the source of this 891-nucleotide messenger RNA. Its product is annotated as RNA-binding protein FUS-like. Lineage: Eukaryota; Metazoa; Tardigrada; Eutardigrada; Parachela; Macrobiotidae. The coding region runs from base 1 to 891 and encodes 296 amino acids. The record is from RefSeq and is a predicted model, not a curated record. The transcript has a single exon.